AACGCGGUGGAAGUAAUAGUUUCUACAGUUCGGCGAAGCGGGAGCUUUGGGAAGGACAUAGAGCAGCGUAUUCUGUGUGCCAUGGCGAGACAUAUAGCUACCUUUCUUGUGGCGUUUGCCGGCAUAACUUAUGGCGUCCUAGCUAUUGCUUUUGCCGAAGAAGCAAGAGCAGGAGGCAGCCCUGUUUCAGGAAAAGCAGACAAUGAAGAAGCUAGAAUUGGCGGACGACAGCUUGAUUCAUUAGCUGGGCAAACUUUCGGCAGGGAAUAUGGCCGUCAGCUUGACUCAUUAGCUGGACAAACCUUCGGAAGGGAAGAUGCCCGUCAGCUUGACACACUAGCUGGACAAACCUUUGGCAGGGAAUAUGGCCGCCAGCUUGACUCUUUAGCUGGACAAACCUUCGGAAGGGAAGAUGCCCGUCAGCUUGACACACUAGCUGGACAAACCUUUGGCAGGGAAUAUGGCCGCCAGCUUGACUCUUUAGCUGGACAAACCUUCGGAAGGGAAGAUGCCCGUCAGCUUGACACACUAGCUGGACAAACCUUUGGCAGGGAAUAUGGCCGCCAGCUUGACUCUUUAGCUGGACAAACCUUCGGAAGGGAAGAUGCCCGUCAGCUUGACACACUAGCUGGACAAACCUUUGGCAGAGAAUAUGGCCGCCAGCUUGACUCUUUAGCUGGACAAACCUUCGGAAGGGAAGAUGCCCGUCAGCUUGACACACUAGCUGGACAAACCUUUGGCAGGGAAUAUGGCCGCCAGCUUGACUCUUUAGCUGGACAAACCUUCGGAAGGGAAGAUGCCCGUCAGCUUGACACACUAGCUGGACAAACCUUUGGCAGGGAAUAUGGCCGCCAGCUUGACUCUUUAGCUGGACAAACCUUCGGAAGGGAAGAUGCCCGUCAGCUUGACACACUAGCUGGACAAACCUUUGGCAGGGAAUAUGGCCGUCAGCUUGACUCAUUAGCUGGACAAACCUUCGGAAGGGAAGAUGCCCGUCAGCUUGACACACUAGCUGGACAAACCUUUGGCAGGGAAUAUGGCCGCCAGCUUGACUCUUUAGCUGGACAAACCUUCGGAAGGGAAGAUGCCCGUCAGCUUGACACACUAGCUGGACAAACCUUUGGCAGGGAAUAUGGCCGCCAGCUUGACUCUUUAGCUGGACAAACCUUCGGAAGGGAAGGUGCCCGUCAGCUUGACACACUAGCUGGACAAACUUUCGGCAGGGAAUAUGGCCGUUAGCUUGACUAAUUAGCUGGACAAACCUUCGGUAGAGAAGAUGCUCGUCAGCUGUACUCUUUAGCUGGGCGAACCUUCGGCAGAAAAGAUGACCUUCAGCAUGACUCGUUGGCUGGACAAACGUUUGGUUGAAUUGAUGGCUUACAGUUAAAUAUGUUGAGUAGACGAACGUUUGGCUACAUAUCAAGUGGUAGACCAAACCAAAUGUGUAAUGUUGCGAUGAAUUCUUUUGCUUAACACUCACUGUUUUGGUAUUACUUCUGAAAUCAUGAAUAAAGAAUAUUUCUUCGAUAUGGC
Messenger RNA from Rhipicephalus microplus (southern cattle tick), 1533 nucleotides. RefSeq lists its product as uncharacterized. NCBI's taxonomy places the organism in Eukaryota, Metazoa, Arthropoda, Arachnida, Ixodida, Ixodidae. The record is from RefSeq and is a predicted model, not a curated record.